AUGCACACAAAGUACCCAGAGCCUUUGCGCAGUCAUAGGCCCUUUCAUCAAGCAGCACUUGAACCAACACGCUCUGAGUCAGCAAGUCCUGAUGUUGGUGAUAUCAAUGAUCCACAUCACAACCCCCUGGACACAUGCCAUGCAGGAGAAGAAGGUUUCACACCAGAAGCAGGCACCUGGGUGCAGUUAGGGCCUCUGUUCCAGGUGUUCCAUCCUCAUCUUACAGAUGUGAUACCCACCAACUGGACUCCCUAUCAAAACCAGGUUGCAUUUGAGACAGCCAAAUUUCUCUUUAUGUGCAACCAAAUGUCUGCAGGCCAGAUUGACACUCUACUUGAUCACUGGGCAGCAACACUGAUCAAACACAAUGAUUCCCCUCCAUUUGUCAGCCACCACGACCUAUAUGAUACAAUUGAUGCAACACCUCUUGGUAAUGUUGCAUGGGAGAGUUUUUCAAUGUCCUUCAAUGGAGUCAAGCCAGCUGAAAAUGUACCCCUGUGGAUGGACGCAACACAUGAUGUAUGGUUCCAUGAUCCACAUCUACUCAUUCACAACAUGCUUGCAAACCCAGACUUUGAUGGUGAGAUAGAGUAUACCCCAUAUCAGGACUAUAACAAGUGCUGUAAUUGGGCAUGGAAUCAAGCAGACAUUAUUGCUCAAAAUCAAGAGGCCCAUGGAUCAAUUUUUAUUCCUCUGAUCAUUGGGAGUGACAAGAUGACCAUCUCAGUUGCCAUAGGGCACACCGAGUAUCAUCCACUCUAUUUAUCAAUCAGUAACAUUUUCAACGGUGUCCGGUAUGCACAUUGCAAUGGGGUUGUACUAGUGGGAUUCCUCGCCAUUCCAAAGACUACUAAGGAACAUGCCAAUAAUGUAGAGUAUCGCAACUUCCACCGACAGUUAUUUCAGUGCUUGCUUGCAAAGAUAUUCAAGUCGGUGAAACCUUAUAUGACAACUCAUGACAUCGCUCGCUGCUCUGAUGGCCACUACCAAUGUCUGGCCAAUCGCAAAAAUCUCGAUGGUGAUAGGCUGUGUUUGCUUCAGUGCAGAGAGCAUAGUGAUCUUCUGGUCAAUGAACUUGAGUAUGUAAAGCUGUGGACUGAGUAUGGCAUUGCAGGAGAUCUUGUGCCAUUCACCAAUGAUUUUCCUUGUGCAGACAUACACAAAAUUCUUACCCCAGACCUCCUACACCAAAUCAUUAAAGGCGCUUUCAAGGAUCAUCUUGUUGAGUGGGUAGAUGCAUUCUUGAAGCUUACCCAUGGCACUGCACAUGCAACUGAAAUCUUGGAAGACAUUGAUCAAAGAAUAGCUGUGGAUGCCCCAUUUGCAGGUUUGCAGUGCUUUCCUGAAGGCCAUGGCUUCAAACAAUGGACAGGCAAUGACUCUAAAGCACUAAUGAAGGUCUAUUUACCUGCCAUCAAGGGACAUGUCCCUCUUGAUGUAGUAUGCACAUUUAGCACAUUCUUGGACUUCUGCUACAUUGUUCACAGGGAGGCACUUAUGAAUGACAAUCUCAUACAGCUUCAAGAUGCACUUGACUGCUUCCAUAGAUACUGCAAAAUAUUCAAAACAACAGGAGUUGCUCCAUCCUUCUCCCUUCCUUGUCAGCACUCCUUAAUGCACUACUCACAAAUGAUCUGUCUCUUUGGAGCCCCCAAUGGACUUUGUUUGUCAAUAAUGAAAUCAAAACAUAUCAAGGCCAUCAAAGAGCCCUGGUGCCGUUCGAGUAGAUAUGAAGCACUAGGCCAAAUGCUGCUUACAAACCAACACCUUGACAAAUAG
Suillus paluster is the source of this 1779-nucleotide messenger RNA. RefSeq lists its product as uncharacterized. The transcript is spliced from 9 exons. Bases 1 to 1779 code for a protein of 592 amino acids. The record is from RefSeq and is a predicted model, not a curated record. Lineage: Eukaryota; Fungi; Basidiomycota; Agaricomycetes; Boletales; Suillaceae.